AUGCUAGUAGAAUGCAUGCUAAUAAACACGUUUAUAUCUAUGACGGCGAGUUAUGACUGGGCACCAGGAUCCUAUAACUAUCAUGGAGUCCAUAACGGGUUUAAUAGUAUCAAGGAUUACAUAGAUGAAUGGACGGUGGAGGUUCCCGGUGGCGAAGAAGUGGCACAGCUGGUCGCUCUCGAGUUGGGAUAUGAGUACGACGGGCCGGUCCUAGGAUUCCCGGACUUGUACGGGUUUAGAGUACAUAAUAAAAACCGUCGCACCCCAAGUGAACACACAGGCAUACUUGCCAGCGACGAAAGGAUACGAUGGGCAGAGCAGCUUUUUAGUAAAAAGCGCGCCAAACGUUACCCUAUGGUUGUCUCAGGAGAGGAAGAACUUCUAAGAGUAAAAAGGAUAGAUACACCAAGCAAUGCAAGUGAAAGAGAUAAACGUAGUAUCAGAAAUUUAUUCAAUGAUGAACUCUGGGGCUACGAAUGGUAUUUACAAGAUACGCGAACAAAUGAUAUUCUCCCUCGUUUGGAUCUCAAUGUGCUGCCGGUGUAUACAAGGGGGUUCAACGGGCAAGGAGUUCGCAUCUCCAUACUUGACGAUGGUAUUGAGCACAACCACACAGACCUUAGGGAUAAUUACGAUAAAGAGAUUAGCUGGGACUGCAAUGAUCACGACUCCGAUCCAUUUCCAAGACCGGACCGGCAAAAUAGUAACUCGCAUGGAACCAGAUGUGCUGGAGAAAUCGCAAUGACUGCUAACAACGAAAAAUGUGGUGUAGGCGUGGCUUGGGGAGCGAAGGUGGGUGGAAUCAGAAUGCUCGAUGGACGAAUAACUGACCGUGUUGAAGGAGAGGCCUUGGGAUUUGCCUGGGAUAAAGUUGAUAUCUAUAGUGCUUCAUGGGGUCCCAAUGAUGACGGUAAGACCGUCGAGGGGCCUGGUAAACUUGCCCUUGAAGCUUUUAAAAGAGGUGUGGAGCGUGGGCGGGGAGGAAAAGGAAAUAUUUAUGUAUGGGCUAAUGGAAAUGGCGGCGGACACAAAGAUAAUUGCAAUUGUGACGGUUAUUCUUCAAGCAUCUACACGAUAUCAAUAGGCAGCACCUCCCAACAGGGAUUGUUUCCAUGGUAUGGCGAGACGUGCUCAUCAACUCUUGCUACUGCAUACUCUUCUGGUGCCUAUAAAGAUCAGAAAAUUGUAACAACAGAUACGAACGAUUCAUGCACACUUGGUCAUACCGGCACAUCGGCCGCUGCUCCACUAGCAGCUGGAAUUAUAGCUUUGGCACUGCAAGCGAAUCUGAACUUAACAUGGCGGGACAUUCAACAUAUAAUCGUCUGGACGUCUGAAUAUGCUCCAUUAUCCUCGAAUUAUGGAUGGCAAACAAAUGGAAUUGGAUUACGUUUUGAUGUUCGUUUUGGGUUUGGUCUUCUGAAUGCGGACGCACUUGUAGCAACAGCUUUGAACUGGACGACAGUGCCAAAAAAGCAAAUUUAUGAACGAACUUCUGCACACUCAUAUGGUGAAAUAUCAUCUAAUAAACCUAUGGAAUUAUUGUUAGCCGUGGAAUGUAGCGUGAAAUAUUUGGAACAUGUUGAGCUGAUUAUUAACAUACAAUACACUAGACGGGGGGCUUUAGAAGUGUAUUUAAUUUCUCCAAUUGGUACCAAAGUGCAAUUACUGAGCCCUCGACCUAAGGACAACUCUUAUAAAGGAUUUGUGAAUUGGCCCUUGACCUCUGUCGUAACAUGGGGUGAAAAUCCAAAUGGGGUCUGGAAGGUUAUCGUUCACGAUUCGACAAAUGAAAAUAACGUGGGUAAUGUGGGACCAGUUCGCCUCAUCAUACACGGCACCGAGGAGAUGCCCCAUCAUAUGAAAAGGGGACCAAGAAAAUACAUACAAAUUGCUAAAAUUUUUGACGUAAUCGAUUCAAACGAAACACCAGGGCUACAGAAGUCUGCAGAAGAUUACGGAACCGGUUAUAUGGACGAGGAACUGUAUAGAAAUUAUCAUAGUCGAUAUUUCUCUAACUAG
This is a messenger RNA of Pieris macdunnoughi, 2022 nucleotides long. Lineage: Eukaryota; Metazoa; Arthropoda; Insecta; Lepidoptera; Pieridae. The record is from the annotation of a GenBank genome assembly.